AUGUCAUCAGAUGAGGAGAAAAGCACAAGUCCUGUUUUGCCAAAAGACUCAGUUCGUGGCAGUUCUGUUUCUUCAGAUCUUCAGGAUGAAUAUGAAGAGCUGCUUCGUUAUGCUGUAGUGACUCCAAAGUUUGAACAUCGUGUCCCAAAGUGGUCAGAACCUGCCUCAGAACUGAGAGCAGGUAACAGGUUUUCAAAUGUAACAGAUGAUGUCAUUCACCGUAAGACUCCAGUUUUAACGUCAGUGAAGGGGCCUUGUGAGGCCAACAUGGAACACCUUUGCCCUGUUCUCUCAGAAGAGACUUCUUCUCGAGGGUCUGCAUGCAGUCCAAGAGAAAUCAGUGAAGAGAUAGUGACCGAAUUAACUGUUCCUGAUGAAAAAGUGACCCAAAUAGAAAGCAUACUUGAUCUCUGGAGCGGAAGUCUUAAGACAAAUGUUCUGACUGAGUUGAGAAAAUGGAAACUUAGUUUUAUUGAACAUCACAAGCUUGAAAUGAAACAAGAAAGAGAGAAACACGCUGCACAUGUCAGACAAUUGAACAAUCAAAUGGAAAACCUGAAAGAGUUGCUACAUACUUAUGAAAUCUCUACUGGCAGAAAAGAUGAGGUAAUUGCUAACUUGACUCAAGCAUUAGAGAAGCAAAAGGAGAGAAUAGAGUUGAUGAGAAAAUUUAUGCUGUGGCGGGUUCAGCAUGUCGAAGCCAAACAAGAGGGAUAUGCAAAUAGAAUAGCAGACAGACAAUUUCAGACAGCAUUGAUGAAGAAGGUAUGGGCAGCAUGGCGCUCCCUUAGUGAAGCAAGAUGGAAAGAAAAAGUAGCAAAAGCCUGUCAGUUAAGGGCAGAAGAUGUCUGUGUUCAGCUCACUAAUGAUUAUGAAGCCAAAAUUGCAGAGCUAACUGCUACUUUGGAACAGACAAAAGCUGAGAUUCUGCGACUGCACAGUGAAAGAGAACAGUAUGAAGACACCAUGAAGAAAGCCUUUAUGCGCGGUGUAUGUGCUUUGAACCUGGAAGCAAUGACCAUGUUUCAGGGCAAGGACAGUAGGACAGAUCCUGGGUUUGCUACAUUCUGUGCUGAUCCCAUUACUUUAUGUUUAAUAGAUGUAGGAAGUAGGAGAGAAGAUAAUAGUACCAAUGUUGCAGGAAGGCUACCGUCUUCACAAUAUAAUCCUCCUUCACCACCGCCUCCAACAGCAGCUAGUCUUCAGCUGGAAGACAUGUUUUCUACCCACCUGGGUCAUGCCAGCACUCCUCAGACCAGGCUAGAUUCUGAUUCUCCAGUAAUCACCACUAGCACAACUGCAGGAUCUGGUCUGACAUCAGCUCAAAAACUGCCCAUGGCAAAAGUAAUAACAUCUGCUCAACAGAAAGCAGGAAGAACAAUCACUGCUCGAAUCACAGGCCGAUCUGAUAUGGGACAAAAACCCAGAAUUUGUAGUAGUUUAGCAGUGAUGGGAGUUGUUCCACCCAUGAGUUCAGUCAUUGUUGAAAAACAUCAUCCAGUCACUCAGCAAACCAUAUCCCAAGCCACUGCUGCUAAAUAUCCUCGAACUGUGCUCCAUGCUUCUGGUUCUACCACUGUGAGACCUGCAGGACAAGUUGGGCGAAUGCUUCAGAGCCAACCUCAUACCAGCGUUCAGUCAAUAAAGGUUGUUGACUGAGUGGAUAUCUUACACACACAAAUCUUUCUCACAGGUGGAGGGUUUUUACCAACGUACAAUUUAAAGCGCUUCCCAGUGUUUUCAGACUUGACAUAGCAAGGCCUAACUGUUGUAUCAUGUUUUUACUUUUUUUAAAAAAUUUGUUAAAAUGCUUAUAGUAAGCAUGUGGGGGGGGAAUGACCUUGAAACAUUGUUCUACCUCCAAACUUUUUCAGAACUUAUUUUAUUAAGAUAACACUUUAUUUAAGGAAUCUGUUGAACACUUUUAAAUAAAGG
This is a messenger RNA of Struthio camelus australis, 1935 nucleotides long. The record is from RefSeq and is a predicted model, not a curated record. Lineage: Eukaryota; Metazoa; Chordata; Aves; Struthioniformes; Struthionidae.